Messenger RNA from Myxocyprinus asiaticus (Chinese sucker), 960 nucleotides. Its product is annotated as piggyBac transposable element-derived protein 4-like. Bases 40 to 603 code for a protein of 187 amino acids. The transcript has a single exon. NCBI's taxonomy places the organism in Eukaryota, Metazoa, Chordata, Actinopteri, Cypriniformes, Catostomidae. The record is from RefSeq and is a predicted model, not a curated record.
GAGCAUGACAAACUCACAGCAAUAUGGGAUGUAUGGGACAUGUGGGUAAAGCGAUUACCCUUUCUUUACAAUCUAGGCCCCCACGUCACUGUAGAUGAAUGUCUGGUUGCAUUUCGUGGGCGCUGUCCCUUCAGACAAUACAUACCAAGCAAACCGGCCAAAUACGUUAUCAAAAUAUGGGCAGCAUAUGAGGCACAGACCAACUAUGCCUGGAAUAUGCAGAUGUACACUGGAAAAUCCCCUGGGGAAGCACCUGUAAAAAAUCAGGGCAUGAGGGUGGUACUAGACAUGGCUGAAGGACUGAAUGGUCAUAACAUUACAUGUGAUAUUUUUUUCACAUCGUACGCCCUGGGUGAGGAACUGCUGAAAAAGAAGGUUACCAUGUUGGGGACAGUGAGAAAAAACAAGCCAGCACUUCCCUCUGAGCUUCUUGCGAUGAAGAACAGGAAGGUAAAACCUUCAGUGUUUGCCUUCACUGGCAGAGCCACUGUCAUCUCCUAUUGCCCCAAGAAAGGGAAAAAUGUCCUGCUGAUGAGCACCAUGCACAAAGAUGCUGUCCUGAGCACAAGACAGAAAACCACGAAUGGUCUUGGACUACAAUGAGACAAAGGGAGGGGUUGAUAAUCUGAAUAAGGUCACAGCCACCUACAGCUGCCAACAGUUAUGACUGCCCGUUGGUGCCUUGUAAUUUUCUUCAACAUCAUUAAUGUGAGCGGCUACAAUGUCUUUGUAUUAUGGAGCGAAAUAAACAAGGAUUGGAACAUCGGAAAACUGAGUCGAAGGAGGAUUUUCCUGGAGCAGCUGGGUUAUGCGUUGGGGAAACCUCAUAUCGAGAGAAGAGAGUGCCUUCCAAGAGCAUCAACAGGUGCUGCAACUGUUGUGAAGGACAUCCAAAUGGAGACACACACCCUAGUGGUUCAAACUGCAGGCAGGAAACGUGGCAGGUGCCAGGUUUGUCCC